AUGGAGCUGAGUCUGGAGAGCCUCGGGGGGCUGCACGGCGUGGCCCACGCGCAGGCGGGCGAGCUGCUGAGCCCCGGCCACGCGCGCCCCACCGCGGCUCAGCACCGGAGCCUGGUGGCGCCCGGACGCCCGGGCCUGGUGGCUAGCAUGGCCAGCCUGCUGGACGGCGGCGGUGGCGGCGCGGGUGCCGGGGGCGCAGGCGGCGCGAGCGGCGCGGGGGGCGGCGCGGACUUCCGCGGGGAGCUGGCGGGCCCGCUGCACCCGGCCAUGGGCAUGGCCUGCGAGGCGCCCGGCCUGGGCGGCACCUACACGACACUCACGCCCCUCCAGCACCUGCCGCCGCUCGCUGCCGUGGCCGACAAGUUCCACCAGCACGCUGCUGCCGCGGCGGUGGCCGGAGCGCACGGCGGCCACCCGCACGCGCACCCACACCCCGCGGCCGCGCCGCCCCCGCCGCCCCCGCCGCAGCGCCUGGCCGCCAGCGUGAGCGGCAGCUUCACCCUCAUGCGUGACGAGCGUGCGGCGCUUGCCUCUGUGGGCCACCUCUACGGGCCCUACGGCAAGGAGCUGCCGGCCAUGGGGUCACCGCUGUCGCCCCUGCCAAACGCGCUGCCGCCCGCUCUGCACAGCGCCCCGCAGCCUCCGCCGCCUCCGCCCCCGCCGCCGCUGGCCGCCUACGGGGCGCCGGGCCACCUGGCUGGGGACAAGCUGCUGCCGCCCGCCGCCUUCGAGCCGCACGCCGCGCUGCUGGGGCGCGCGGAAGACGCGCUGGCCCGAGGGCUGCCUGGAGGCGGCGGGCGCAUCACCGCGGAGCUGAAGCGCUACAGCAUCCCGCAGGCCAUCUUCGCGCAGCGCAUCCUGUGCCGCUCGCAGGGCACCCUCUCCGACCUGCUGCGCAACCCCAAGCCCUGGAGCAAGCUGAAGUCCGGCCGCGAGACCUUCCGCAGGAUGUGGAAAUGGCUCCAGGAGCCUGAGUUCCAGCGCAUGUCCGCGCUGCGCCUCGCAGCGUGCAAGCGGAAGGAGCAGGAACAGCAGAAGGAGCGGGCCCUGCAGCCCAAGAAGCAGCGCCUGGUGUUCACCGACCUGCAGCGCCGCACGCUCAUCGCCAUCUUCAAGGAGAACAAGCGGCCGUCCAAGGAGAUGCAGGUGACCAUCUCGCAGCAGCUGGGGCUGGAGCUCAACACCGUCAGCAACUUCUUCAUGAACGCGCGGCGCCGCUGCAUGAACCGCUGGGCCGAGGAGCCGGGCGCCGCCAGCGCUGGGGGCCCCACGGGCGUCACCGCCACCUUCUCCAAGGCCUGAGCGCCCACCAGGGAGGGGACCGCACACCCCAGCCCAGUGCACAACGGGGGGCCCCUCCCCGGACCCCAUCCCAGGCCAAAAGAAGCCCCCUGUGGCGGCGGGGCCGGAAAAGGGGUUCCCAGCCCCCUCUCCAUUCAGGACGCCCAGGGGGCCCCUAGGAAAUCCGGGGCUCACUGUGUGGUCCCCUAAAGCGGGUCAAAAAGCACAUACUAGAAAUAUAAACCGGGUAUUUAAGGGAAAAAAGGAAUUUUAAGAAUAACCCUCUUCCUCCUCCGGACACCCCCCACCCCAGGGGAGGCACGGGGGCUGCGGGAGGUCUCCCCCCACCCGCGCAUCCUUUGUCCCCUUCCCCAGGAACUCGCCCCCUUCUGAGUCGCCAAAACCCACGUCAAGCUGGAUCCUCGCGGCGCCCCCUCCCACCCAACACCACCCUUCUGCUGGCGGGACCCCCCAGCCGAGACCCCAGCUGCCCCUCCGAGAGGCCAGGAUCCCUCGUGCCAAGAUUUGCCUGCCUUAAUGCCUGGGAAGGGGGCCUGCGGGGACAGCGCCCUUGUCCCCCCCACCGACCUGGGUGUGGCCGGCUCCAACAUGCGGGUAAAUUCCAGAUGCCCCCCCCCGCCCCCAGCACCCCUUGGUUUAGUCCACUUUACCUGUUGGCACCUUGAUGAACCACACACAGGGAAAGACGCAUCCCAGGAACCAGAAGAUGACGCCAGAGUCCACAAGAGGGAGCCGCACAGGAGUCCCUGCGGGGUGCACACCAGGGGACCCCCAACUCACCGCCCCUCCUCCUCGUGGGUUGCAGAACUGGUCCCCCAUGCCCUGCAGGGGUCAGCAGCUGGGGGUGAACCUUAACUUUGUCACAUCUCUCUCCCAGGAGAGAAAGAAGAUGUUGAAGAACUUGGAAUCUGCUUGCUCUGUGUUUUGCCAAAAAGAAAAAAAAAUUUGUUUUUUAUAAAGAGGAGGGGUCGGAAAUGAAGGGAAGCACCUCACCCCCACCCCACCGCACUCACCUCUUCUAUCUGACCUUCAAGACUGGAUUUCCCAAGACUUGCCUUCCUGCGGUUCAAAAUCCAGAGGCUGGAAGGAGCCCCCCCUCCUCAAAACCCCCAAACCCUGACUCCCUCGGCUGCCUCCCAGGGAGGGGGCCCCACCUCUCCUGGAGAAUGCAAAAGACGUUUCUAGUGAACCCCCUUCCCCGGGUAAAGGCUACCUCACUCAAUGCUCACGUUCGUGAUUGGAAAAUCACGUCUGAUACCAAAGAUUCUCCCCAGGACUUGUGCUGGACAUAGGGUCCCCUCCCCCUCCAGCCUAGUGUCCCCUUCUGUCCCCCCCCCAGAGGACGAGAGAGAGA
Molecule: messenger RNA, 2656 nt
Organism: Heterocephalus glaber (naked mole-rat)
Lineage: Eukaryota; Metazoa; Chordata; Mammalia; Rodentia; Bathyergidae
Source: RefSeq, a predicted model, not a curated record